UGGUUUUCCUUGCAAAUGGAUGUUGCAGAGUAUUGAAUAAAAGGGUUCAAUGUGUAUUGGAGAAAAACUUCUUUCAUGAUGUGAUGUUCUCUCCACUUUACUUUGUUUAACUUAUAAUUAAUCACUCCUCCUGCAGCAUGUCUGUGACCCAGGCUAUGGAAUGGCUGAUUGAGCACAUAGAUGACCCCAUGAUUGACGGGCCUCUGCCAGGACAGGACACCCCAGGGGCGACUGCCGCAGCUGAAGCUCCAGGUCUUUCUACUACAACUUUAAGAGCCCAAGCCUGUCUCCCUUACCAGUCCAGCACAGAGGGGGCCAGACAUGAUGAGUUGACAGAGAUCUUCCAAAGAAUUAGAAGAAAAAGAGAAUUCAGACCUGACUCGAGGGCAGUUAUUGCGCUGAUGGAGAUGGGCUUUGAUGAAAAGGAGGUUAUUGAUGCCCUCCGUGUCAAUAACAAUCAACAGGAUGCAGCUUGUGAAUGGUUGCUAGGUGAAAGGAAGCCCACCCCUGAAGAUCUGGACAAGGGCAUUGAUACCAACAGUCCUCUAUUUCAGGCCAUCCUGGAGAACCCUGUGGUACAGCUUGGUCUCACAAAUCCCAAGACUCUGCUAGCAUUUGAGGACAUGCUGGAGAACCCACUAAACAGCACACAGUGGAUGAAUGAUCCUGAGACAGGUCCCGUCAUGCUCCAGAUUUCCAGAAUCUUUCAGACGCUGAACCGCACGUAAAACACUGCUGUUCAGCAGGCGGAACCACAACAAAAAGAAAAGUGUGUACAUUUAUUAGAAAAGAAAGUAUGUAAUAACUAUUGUUUUAAGUGGAAGAAACAGAAAAAAAUUAAAAUCAUGCAAUAUAGAUGAAAGUACCUAUUUAUAACGCUAAACAAUACUUGUAAAAAAUACAACCGAAACAGUAACUUGCUGACUUCAUUGUUUUUUGCUUUAUUAAGAUGUGUUUUUAAUAAUAUUAAGCACAUAGUUUGUUUUAUAUAAAUUAUUUUAUGAAUUGUAAGAUUUGACAUAAAAAGAAAAAGUUAUUUAACAAUGCUGUUGUCUGUGUCUUGCUCAAAAAUUAAUUAAAUGAUUUUACAUUAUUUGAAAUGCAACAUUUGUCAUAUUAUCUAUUGAGAGGUGAAUCGUGUGUAUGGGGUUGUUUUUAUUAUUGGAUCAGAGACUAAACACAUUACGCAUUAAUUUAUUUGGUCUUUCCCAGAAUAUAAAAAAUGCAUUUUGGAUGCCAAGGUCAUGGGUUCGAUCCCAGGGGAUUGCACAUAGUCAGAAACAAAUGUAUAGUACAAUGCAAUGUAAGUCACUUUGGAUAAAAGUGUCUGCCAAAUGCGUUAUUGUAAAUGUAAGGCUUUGGGGUUUUGUUAAAACUAUAGACAUUUCUGUAAAAUUAUAACAAGUGGUGGUGGAAUAAUUUAACAUUAUUUAACUAAAUUAGUUAACAUGAACUCGCAAUGAAUAGUACUUAAACUGCACUUAUAAAUCUGAAUGUUAAUUUCAACACUUCCUAAUACAUUAAUGUUAACAGUUACAACUUUUAAUUUUAAUAAAGCACAAUGACUGAACAAUGAAUACAUAUUUUUGUGUGAACUUAUACAAUAACAGAUUAAGAAAUGCUGUUAGGAAUAAACUGCUCAUUAAUCAUUUGUGUUAGCUAAUAAUGUGAAUGACGGUAUCUAAUGUUAAUGAAUGGAACCUGUAAGGUGUUUCCAGAGAUUUUUCUGUGAUAUUGUUGAGGUGAUGCAAUGCCAAUUUGCUGUCCUUUAUGGACAUACAAUACAUACUGAAUCGCAACCUGAUCAAUUUGUUCUUUUUAUCUCCUUUAUUCUUAUGAUCUGUAAACAUAAUGAUUCAAAUGGAUAUGUGUCUUAUUUAUUUUGUCAGAUUAGUGUAAUGAGGUAUACCAUGACAAGAAAAUUGUUAAAAUAAAGUACUCAAGAAUCUAUC
This is a messenger RNA of Triplophysa rosa, 1952 nucleotides long. RefSeq names its product ubiquitin-associated domain-containing protein 1-like. The record is from RefSeq and is a predicted model, not a curated record. Bases 138 to 728 code for a protein of 196 amino acids. Gene Ontology annotation, molecular function: protein binding. The transcript has 4 exons. Lineage: Eukaryota; Metazoa; Chordata; Actinopteri; Cypriniformes; Nemacheilidae.